CCUCCGGCUCCCGUGCUAUCCCGAGAGGCGGUCCCGGGAGGGGGUGGGACCAGGCCGAGGCUCCUUGACCACCGCACCUAGAGAGCGGCCGCGCCGGAGUCGAGGUGGCGUCGGGGUCCGCUGCUGGCGGAGAGAAGAGGAAGGAGGUGCUAGUGCACGAUGGCGGCGGCGGCCUACGAGCAGCUGAAGCUGCAUAUUACACCUGAAAAAUUUUAUGUGGAAGCUUGUGAUGAUGGAGCAGAUGAUGUACUCACCAUUGACCGAGUGUCCACAGAGGUCACCCUUGCAGUCAAAAAAGAUGUCCCCCCUUCAGCUGUUACAAGACCAAUAUUUGGGAUACUGGGCACAAUCCAUCUGGUGGCAGGUAAUUAUCUCGUUGUCAUUACCAAAAAGAUCAAAGUAGGUGAAUUUUUUAAUCAUGCAAUCUGGAAAGCUACAGAUUUUGAUGUUCUUUCUUAUAAGAAGACAAUGUUGCACUUGACUGAUAUUCAGUUACAAGAUAAUAAAACUUUCCUAGCAAUGCUAAACCAUGUGUUGAGUAUGGAUGGAUUUUACUUUUCAACAACAUAUGACUUGACCCAUACUUUGCAACGGCUGUCUAACACAAGUCCAGAAUUUCAAGAAAUGAGUCUCUUGGAAAGGGCAGAUCAGCGGUUUGUAUGGAACGGGCAUCUGCUCAGAGAACUGUCUGCUCAGCCAGAGGUCCAUCGGUUUGCUCUUCCAGUGUUACAUGGCUUUAUUACUAUGCACUCAUGUUCUAUUAAUGGAAAAUACUUUGAUUGGAUUCUCAUCUCUAGAAGGAGUUGUUUCAGAGCUGGUGUGCGAUACUAUGUAAGAGGAAUUGAUUCUGAAGGCCAUGCAGCUAACUUUGUAGAAACAGAACAGAUCGUGCACUACAAUGGGAACAGGGCUUCAUUUGUACAGACUCGAGGAUCAAUACCUGUUUUCUGGUCACAAAGACCAAAUCUAAAGUACAAACCACAACCACAGAUCAAUAAAGUAGCAAAUCAUAUGGAUGGUUUCCAAAGGCAUUUUGAUUCACAAGUAAUUAUUUAUGGAAAGCAAGUCAUAAUUAAUCUGGUGAACCACAAGGGAUCAGAGAAACCACUUGAGCAGACAUUUGCGAAAAUGGUGUCAUCCUUGGGUAGUGGGAUGAUCAGGUAUUUUGCCUUUGAUUUCCAUAAGGAGUGUAAAAAUAUGAGAUGGGACCGACUAAGUAUUUUAUUGGAUCAAGUAGCAGAAAUACAGGAUGAAUUAAGUUAUUUUUUAGUAGACUCUGCUGGCAAGGUGGUAACAAACCAAGAAGGAGUUUUCCGCAGCAACUGUAUGGAUUGUCUCGAUAGAACAAAUGUGAUCCAGAGUUUAUUAGCUCGACGUUCCCUUCAGGCCCAGCUGCAGAGACUUGGAGUUUUGCAUGUGGGACAGAAGCUUGAAGAACAAGAUGAAUUUGAAAAGAUUUAUAAAAAUGCCUGGGCCGAUAAUGCUAAUGCUUGUGCCAAACAAUAUGCAGGAACUGGUGCCUUGAAGACUGACUUUACAAGAACUGGAAAAAGAACUCGGUUGGGACUUAUAAUGGAUGGUUGCAAUUCAUUAUUACGGUAUUACAAGAACAACUUUUCUGAUGGAUUUAGACAAGAUUCCAUAGACUUAUUUCUUGGAAACUAUUCAGUGGAUGAAUUAGAAUCUCACAGUCCUUUAAGUGUUCCAAGGGACUGGAAAUUCCUGGCAUUGCCUAUCAUCAUGGUUGUUGCCUUUUCAAUGUGUAUCAUUUGUUUGCUUAUGGCUGGUGACACUUGGACAGAAACACUGGCGUAUGUCCUCUUCUGGGGAGUUGCAAGCAUUGGAACAUUUUUUAUUAUUCUUUACAAUGGCAAAGAUUUUGUUGAUGCUCCUAGAUUGGUCCAGAAAGAAAAGAUAGACUGAAUUUGUGUUUGUGGAAAGCGGCUUGGCUUGGAAGACUCCAUGAUGCAGAACUGGAGUCUUUACUGACCUGCUUUCCACAUCAGUCCCAAGGUCUUCUUAGAGCAUUUAUCCAAAAGCACCUCUCGCGGUCUGGGCUGGGUGAUGGCUUAGGAUUGAUCUAUAUUACUGCUUUGAUGAUCUCUUUACUGUUGGGAUGGUUAUAUUUAUAAUUUGAAGCUGUACUGUAAUUCAAAUGUAGCUUAAAUUCAGCUCACAGAUCAGAAGAAAUCUAUUCACUGUCAAGUUAAUCAGAAGUUCACAGAUAAGUAAUAUAUUUUAAAAAUUUAACUUCUUUCAUUAUUUAAGACAGUAAAAUUAUUUUUCUAGCUCUGUUUCAUUAUUGUCAUUGUAAAGCAGCCACUGUUAGCAAGCAUAUUUUCCAUAUAUCUUUGGACUUUUCUUAGAAGUUUAAUAAUAUGCUAAUCCUACUGUGUUUAUAGAAUGUCUCUUACAGGUAUCAAGUAGUUUGAUAAGUUGUAAUUUCACAGGAAGGAAGAGGAGAAUGGGAUCUAGUUGUUUGAAGUUUCUAGUAGCUGCCUCUUGGCUUCAGCCAGCUUGAGCUACUUUAAUGCCCCAGCAGCUUAAAUGUCAUGAAAAGUUCAGAUAUAUUUUAUCUUUUUUAAAAGGUGUAAAUGAAAUCAAAGAAUGUAAAGUCUGUCUCUUAUGCUAAGGGUCCAAAGUUGCCUCUUUUUAAGAACUGCUCUAUUGUGGAACAUACACUAGACUGGCCAGCUGCUUCCUCCCAUAUCUUGUGGGAACCCCCCCCUUUUUUUUUUUUGGUUACUCAUUGAGACAUGCAGACCUCAGAGAAGGUCUUGUGCUAGAUUUGAUUCACACUUGGGGUAGUAACUGCUUUUCCAUGCAUGGUACUCUUGCUUUAUCACUUUGUCAAGUCAAGGUUUUCGUUGGCUGUCAAUAAGUGUCUGAAAUUUAGUGCUUCCAGGUAGCCAUAGUUCUCCAAAUCAAGGACCAACUUUAGUUUAUGCAUAAAACAGACUGAAAACUGCGCUUCAGAAGCUGUGCAUAGUUGUAAUUGUAAGGCAGGUUAUAUAUUAAAAUUGUAAUUAUGAGGUUUAGAUAUUAGAACAAUAUAUAAGGUAGUAUCAUUACACUAUCUUAAAACAAUUCAGUUAAACACUGCUAUGGUACAUCAGUGUUUUGCUUAAAAAUAUGUAGAGUUUUUUUCUAAUAGUAAUACCUUAUGUUGUCCUUAAAUAUUUCUAAAAGCGCCUUUAUUUUAACAUUACCUUUUUUCAACAUUAUCUUUUAUAAACAAUAAGAGUUAUUGCUUUUAGAAACUCGGGGAAAAUCCUGUGUAGCUUAAAAUCAGUCAUUAAAACUCAUAGUAGGAUAAGUAAAUAGAGCCACCUAUUCUGACAUGUAAAUAAGCAUAAUUUGUUCCAAAGAUGGAAUAUUGAAGCCCAGCCUAUGUCUACUAUAGUGUAUUAUUCAAAUGUUACUGGGCAUUUCACAGUAAGCACUUCAUGUCAACAGCUACAGCAGACACCAAAUCUGAACCUCUAAUGUGGCUACUUUACAAGGACUAAUGUCAGUGGGUUAGGCUGCAAAUGAUCAAUGUUUCAGAGCCCUGCAGUGAUUUUAAUUCAUGUACUGUACAUCCAUAUGCAAAAAUAAAAUGCCAUAUUCUUUUCUAA
Messenger RNA from Peromyscus californicus insignis, 3617 nucleotides. RefSeq names its product SAC1 like phosphatidylinositide phosphatase (gene Sacm1l). Gene Ontology annotation, cellular component: endoplasmic reticulum. Lineage: Eukaryota; Metazoa; Chordata; Mammalia; Rodentia; Cricetidae. The record is from RefSeq and is a predicted model, not a curated record. The transcript is spliced from 20 exons. Gene Ontology annotation, biological process: phosphatidylinositol dephosphorylation. Gene Ontology annotation, molecular function: phosphatidylinositol-4-phosphate phosphatase activity. Bases 160 to 1923 code for a protein of 587 amino acids.